CAGGUUUAAAAAUGGUUCAGAAACGUGAUCUCUCGUAUUGCUUGACUUUCACACCAAAACUGCCAUCUUAGGGUCGAUUUUGCUCUUAUUGAACAACAUAAAUAGAUGCACUUUGAUUUAGAUCUUUCUGAUAAGCACUUUAAGGCAGCAUGUGACGUACCGUAAUCCUCUAAUUGGGAAAAUAAUCGGGGAUCUGGAUGAAUCACACCACCUACACCUUUCAUCCACCUCUGUAGCUGCCUACAGCCACACCUCUGGACUGGGACAAACAAGACACUACGUUUAUACACACAUAGUUUUAUAAAAAAAAUAUGUUGUCUCAUCAUCUGUCAUUUUAUUAACAACAACAUAACCUAUAAGUCGUCUCUGUCUGUCUGAGUUCCUCCAGACACCCAGCUCCUCCCUCUCGGUGCAGCUCGAAGGCGACAAAACCACAUUUGUUCCCCUAUCUCUUAAAGACCACCCUCACCUCACCCCUUCACCAACGCCUGCUUUUUUUAACUUAUAAAAAGGGCAAGCAGUGAUAUCCGUGUUCACAGUCAGUUUUCUCAAGUCCAGAGUGAACAGGCAAGACAAAGGAUUAACCGUCAGCUUGCAUCCAUCACCGAGACGAGACAUGUCUCUGUUGAAUAUUUGCGUCCAAGCCGGCCUCAUGCUGUCCCUCCUUCAGCGUUCGUAUCAGUCGUGCACAGACGGGACACCCAAACAGUGCAUGGAGGCAGAAAUAGCUCCGGGUACCAACAUGGCCGGGGAAGGCUUUGAUAUCACCAAAAUGGAGCGUAAGGGCUCCUUUGUGCUCAACAUGAGCAAGUGGAAACGCAAGGAUAAAACAUGCACCCUGUGCACAAACCCCUACUUAGAGAACAUAAAGCAAAAGCUCCCGUUGUCGGUGGUGAACUGGAGAGCAAAGCAGUCCUGCAGCAUGAAGGUGGCCACCUCGCUCCACCAAUCCAGCGAGUCUCUGGUCAGCUCCAUCACCUCUUCUGUGGAGAACAACUGGAAGGUCAAUCUUGACUGUGAUAUGAAAGAUAAAAGCGGCUCAGUGAUGCUCGCUGGUACCCAUUCUAAACUGGCUGAAAACUCCAUGGAAAAAACCAAGAAGGACAAGUUCAGCUUCGCGAGCCACAGCUUUUCCUGUGAGUUCUACAGCUUCGGAGUGUCCAGCAAUCCCGGACUGCACGGAGAAUUUAAAAAAGCAUUGAAAAAACUACCAAAAACAUACAGCCCUGAAAGUAAGCAGAGGUAUUACGAACUGAUCGACAACUUUGGCACCCAUUACAUCACCAAGGUGAAGAUGGGAGGAAGUGUUCAAUCUGUGACCAGCAUCAGGCAGUGCCAGGCCAGCCUGAAUGGAAUCAGCUCGGAGGAGGCGCAGAUGUGCCUGGAGGCCGAGGCGUCCGCCAGCUUCAAAGCUGAACUCAAAACUGAAACAAAACACUGCCAGAAGGACAUCGACAAGACGGAAAGUAAGGCGUCCUUCUCCAGCCUCUUCAACGACAGGUUCACAGAAACAAAGGGGGGUCAUACCCAGGACAUGGACCUUCUCUUCUCUUCUGAAAAAAACCCAUCAGCCAACAAAGAAUGGCUGAACACCCUGCCACAGAAUCCAGACAUAGUGUCCUAUUCCCUGGACUCGCUUCACGAGCUACUACCCACUGACACCCCUGUCCGUAAGAACCUGCGCUCCGCCAUUAGCCAUUACAUCCUGGAGAAAGGCCUGUGGAAGAACUGCAGCAGCAGCUGCUCGGCCGGCAUCAAGAGCGAUCCGAGGGACACCUGCGUCUGCCAAUGCCACAACGACCCCGCCGUGAACACGGACUGCUGCCCGACCCGCAAGGGCAUGGCGCGGGUCAUCAUCACGGUGCAGCGGGCCGCCGGCCUGUGGGGAGACCACAGCACGGCCACCGACGGCUACGUGAAGGUGUUCUUCAACCGCAUCAUGGUCCAACGUUCGCCGGUCAUUCAAAACAACAACUACCCGCACUGGGCCACGGUGGUCGACCUUGGCCCCCAGGACGUGUCCUCCGGGAAAACGGUGAGAUUCGAAGUGUGGGAUCAGGACAACACGUGGGACGACGACCUGCUGGGAGCGUGUGACCAAGUCCUCAAGGCCGGGGUCAAGGAGGAUCUCUGCAUCCUGCAGCACGGCCAGCUCUUCUACAAGUUGGAAGUGAAAUGUGCUCCGAGUCUGAGCGGAGACACAUGCGUGGACUACAAGGCUUCGCCCAUGACUCAAAGUCUGGAGAGCAUGUACGUGUCUCGUCAUGCGCAUCCUAUCCCAAAGGCCAUGCUGCGGGAGAUGGGCGUGUUUGUGGAUGAAACGAGCUAAAUAAAAUCAGUGUUGUUUGACACAGAAUAUAUUGGACUUGACGUAUUUUGAAUCAUUUUGAGGCAAACUUUUUGCAUUUUACCAACCUGUAUGUUUAUGCAUCACCACCAGUCGGUUCAGUACUGAUAAAUUAGACUGGCGGAGCACCAAGAGGACAAAAAAAAGACAAGGAAGUUAAAAAUAGAGCAAAAGACAAAACGAACAGGACUGAAACACAAAAACAAAGCUUUAAAGACACAUUACACUGAACACAUUAUGGAAAUUGACCACUUAAAGAAGUCCAGGAUAAUUAAAUUAAAAACUGUCAAAUCAUUUAAUUCCUGUUUUACCUUUGGUUAGUUAAAACUCACGAGCCAAUAGGGGUAAAGUCACUGUGUAAGGGGCGGGACUAAUGGCACAGGUUAGUGUGCGGAGUAGUGAGCACGUGAGAGGAGAGAAACAGACUAUCAACUAGAGAGCUAAGGGAA
Pungitius pungitius (ninespine stickleback) is the source of this 2796-nucleotide messenger RNA. Its product is annotated as perforin-1-like. NCBI's taxonomy places the organism in Eukaryota, Metazoa, Chordata, Actinopteri, Perciformes, Gasterosteidae. The transcript is spliced from 5 exons. Gene Ontology annotation, cellular component: membrane. Gene Ontology annotation, molecular function: wide pore channel activity; pore-forming activity; calcium ion binding. The record is from RefSeq and is a predicted model, not a curated record. Gene Ontology annotation, biological process: defense response to virus; immunological synapse formation; T cell mediated cytotoxicity. Bases 617 to 2329 code for a protein of 570 amino acids.